Diospyros lotus (date-plum) is the source of this 1234-nucleotide messenger RNA. Its product is annotated as protein FANTASTIC FOUR 3. Lineage: Eukaryota; Viridiplantae; Streptophyta; Magnoliopsida; Ericales; Ebenaceae. The record is from RefSeq and is a predicted model, not a curated record. The coding region runs from base 191 to 1063 and encodes 290 amino acids. The transcript has a single exon.
UAGGAAUUGUAUAAUUCAAGUGGUCUCAAAAGACCUCCCCUCUGUCUCUCUCUCUCUCUCAGAGUAAACCUUCAAUGGCACUUCUGAGAGAUACAAAUUCAAACCCUCCUCCCCACUUAUCCACCAUGUUCAAUCUCUUAUAGCUCUCUCUCUCGCUCUCUCUCUCUCUCUCUCGCUCUCUCACAGAGCCAUGUCUACAGUUGUCUUCCAAGGCUUCCAAUCUUAUCUGGAUCCCCAGCUUAUAGAGACCAGAACUCUCAGGCUAAAGCUCGCCAUGCCAAUUAGCUCCGGCAACGAGCUCCUGCCGGACAGCCGCAGCUUAACGCCAGAUUCCGGCGGCUGGGCUUUCCUCCAGACUCUCUCCACCACAGCCAAUUCCCAAGAAAGCUCGUACGUUCAUCCAAUGACCAAGCAAUCUUCGUCCCCUCUCAGCGGCAAGAGCCUGGAGCUCUGGACGGAGAAUCUUGGCAGCGAAACCGGCUCAGAAAUCGGCGAAAGCUCCAGCCUUUGGCUGUCUUCUUCGCCGGACAAUAAUUCAAAGGUUGAAGGGGCUGAACCUGUGAAGGAGCUGCAACAUUCGAAGUCCGCGCAAUGCGGGAAAAAAGCGAGUCCCACUCCAGCUUUUCCUCCGCCAUUGACGACCAUAACCGGCACCGGCGGUUCCAUUCAGUUCAUGCCCCACCGGGAAGGUGGCAGAUUGGUAAUCAAAGCAUUGCAGGCCCCGUCGCCGCAGCCUUAUUUUCAGACCGAGAGGAGUCAUGGCCGCCUCAGGCUAAGCUUUUGGAGAGAUUACUGCAGUAGUACUAGUGCUUUGGACUUGGAAGAAGAAGAUAGUACCAAUAUUGACGAAGAUGGUGACAUGGAAGAAGAGGGAGAAGAAGAAGCAGAAGAAGAAGGAGGAGAAGAAGAAGAAGAAGAAGGAGAAGAAGAAGAAGAAGAAGAAGAAGAAAGUGAAUGGAAGGUGGGAAUGGAGAAGAUUCAAAGGGGAAAGAGGUGCAUAGAAGGUGGGAAUGGCAAUAAGAACCUAUGCAAUUGGGAGGCUUUCUGGGUAGCUACUUCAUGAAAUCGUUUUCAUUCUUUGUAGCUCUUCCAUAAUAUUAAUUCCAUCAUCCAGUAUUUAUUAAUUUACACUUCUUUCUUUUAAUUAAUUGUCCUCUCUUAAUUUGCCCCACAUUUUCUCCUUUAGAUUUUCAUUAAAUGGCGGGUACAAUUGAUGACCUUUCAUAAUUGUUAG